This is a messenger RNA of Cyprinodon variegatus (sheepshead minnow), 2159 nucleotides long. It is a transcript of the gene phkg2, whose product is annotated as phosphorylase b kinase gamma catalytic chain, liver/testis isoform-like. Gene Ontology annotation, molecular function: phosphorylase kinase activity; ATP binding; calmodulin binding. The transcript is spliced from 10 exons. Bases 228 to 1400 code for a protein of 390 amino acids. Gene Ontology annotation, cellular component: phosphorylase kinase complex. The record is from RefSeq and is a predicted model, not a curated record. Gene Ontology annotation, biological process: glycogen biosynthetic process; protein phosphorylation. NCBI's taxonomy places the organism in Eukaryota, Metazoa, Chordata, Actinopteri, Cyprinodontiformes, Cyprinodontidae.
UUGCUACAUCCAGUCGAAACCGGUCAAAUACGAGUUUGCAGGAAUUUGACCGGAAUGUAAACAUUGCUCUGGACUCGGUAAGGAUUUUGGUUUGGUUUAAACCUACCGGAUCACGCACAGUUAUGGCCUCCAGUUGUGGAAUUGGUCUGUUCUACUGACUAACCGCCGUAUACUUGACCGUGUCCUGCUUAGCCGUCGGUGUGUAGCUUCCUGUUCGAUUGACCAUCAUGACCAAGGACAUCCUUGUUGGAGAUGAGUUACCUGACUGGGUGGGAGCUAAAGAGUUUUACCAGAAGUACGACCCCAAAGAAGUGAUCGGAAGGGGUGUGAGCAGCGUGGUGAGAAGAUGUGUGCACAGACACACUGGUCAGGAGCUGGCAGUGAAGAUUAUUGAGAUCACAGCGGAGAAGAUGACAGUUCAGCAGCUGGAGGAGGUGAAGACCUCCACGCUGAAAGAGAUCCAAGUUCUCAACAUGGUGAAGGGGCAUUCCUCCAUCAUUACCCUCAUUGAUUCCUAUGAGUCCACUACCUUCAUAUUUUUAGUGUUUGACCUCAUGAGGAGAGGGGAGCUGUUUGAUUACCUAACAGAGAAAGUUACUCUGAGUGAGAAGGAGACAAGGAGCAUAAUGCGAGCGCUGCUGGAAGCUGUUCUCUACCUGCACUCCCUCAACAUUGUUCACCGGGAUCUGAAACCUGAGAACAUCCUCCUUGACGAUCAAGGCCACAUUAAACUCUCUGACUUUGGGUUCUCUGUGCAGCUGCAGCCCGGAGAGAAGCUCAGAGAGCUCUGCGGAACACCAGGCUAUUUGGCCCCGGAAAUACUGAAAUGUUCCAUGGAUGAGAUGCACCCAGGCUAUGGAAAGGAGGUGGACCUCUGGGCUUGCGGGGUCAUCCUUUUCACGCUACUGGCUGGCUCUCCUCCCUUCUGGCACCGCAAACAGAUGCUAAUGCUGAGGAUGAUCAUGGAGGGCCGCUAUCAGUUCAGCUCCCCAGAAUGGGACGACAGAUCUGACACUGUGAAAGACCUGAUAUCCAGGCUGCUGGUGGUAGAUCCUGCCUCCAGGCUUACUGCAGAACAAGCCUUAGCGCAUCCCUUCUUCAGGCUGUAUCAGAAGGAGGACGUCCGUCUCUUUAGCCCAAGAAAGACAUUCAGGGUGUUGAUAGUGAGCGUGCUGGCCUGUAUCAGGAUGUACAGCCGGUACCGCAGGGCCCGGCCUCUCACCCGGGAGGUACUGGCCAGAGACCCGUACUCCCUGCGCGGCGUUCGCAAACUCAUAGAUGGCUGCGCCUUCCGUAUCUACGGCCACUGGGUGAAGAAGGGAGAGCAGCAGAACCGGGCAGCUCUGUUCCAGAACACAGCUAAGAUCGUGCUGCUGGGCCUGGAGGACUUUGAGACGUAAAAAUGAUUCCACCUAAUUCCCGAGCCUGUUUAUUUUUAUUUUAUUUUAUUUUAUUUAACCAUGUGCAUGUGCUGUCACAUCGUGUCAGUAUUCGUCCAGCUGUGUUACUGUUUAAUUCUAUGUGCAAUUCAGGGAUCAGGAGAUAUCGUGUGUCUCAAAGCACACUGAGGCACGUUGCAGAUUCAAGAUGUGCUGAUAUUCCUUAUCUGUGUUGAUUGGAAACUUUUUUUUUUUUUUGUGAGGUCAACAUGUUUGCAACGCACUUUGUAGUGGAGGACAUAUUGCACAAUAAUCUGAUAAAUCUUCUGAGUGAAGAGGGAUAUUUAGACUUUUAACUGCUAAUCAUUUAUUGUAAUGAUGCAUUUCCAAGCCCUGCACGAGUAAAUUGGAAAUAAGCAUUGAGAUUAGUUAUUUUUAUAGACACAUAUUGUUUUAAUGCUCAAAUGAAAGUCUCUUCCAGAGUAUAACGGUACUGUAGGAUGUGUGUGAGAACAUUCGAUGUAAUGGGAGUGCGUAGCUGUCGUUGUAAUGCAUGCAUUCCUCAAGAAAAUAACCACUUCCACUGACUGUAAAAACUAGGAGCAGCAUUUCCGACUCACUUCCUUCUUUGCUCUGAUAAUUAACAUUUCCAUAUCAAGUGCCUGCUUGAGAAAUGUACGGCAGUUUAAGUGCAGAAUGAAUCACACUGUAAGUGCAUACAGAUGUUUUACUGACAAUAAAACAGAUGUUUAAAUUGUCUUAUUUAACAUUAUAGCCGGU